AUGAGUUAAGAAGUAUACGAUAUUAUAGUUUUAGGUUUGGGAGCUAUGGGCUCUGCAUCUUUUUAUCAAGCAGCUAAACAAGGUAAAAAAGUUCUAGGUAUAGAAUAGUUUGAAGCAGCACACAAUAAAGGUUCUUCUCAUGGAGAAACUAGAAUUAUUCGUGAAGCAUAUCAUGAGGGAUCAUUUUAUGUUCCAAUGUCAUAAAAAUCAGCUAAAUUAUUUUAAGAACUAGAAAAGGAAACUGGUUAAAAAUUAUAUGAAAAAAUUGGAUGCCUCAUGGUUGGUACACCAGAUUCAUAGACCAUUUUAGACUCAAAACUGAGUGCUGAUAAAUAUAAUUUACCAUACAAAAUGUAUAAUAGCAAGACUAUUAAAGAAAGAGUUCCAGCAUGGAAUAUCCCUGAAGGGUUUAUAGCCUUGUAUGAUGAAACUGCAGGCUUAGUCUAUCCUGAAAGAAUAAUAAAUGCACAUAUAGAUGUCGCUCUUAAAAAGAAUCCAUAAGCUAGGGCAUUGUUUGGUACUAAAGCUUUAUCAAAAAAAGUUAGAAAAGAAGAUGGAUUAAUAGAAGUAAAUACAAGCAAGGGUUUAUUUGUUUCAAAGUAGCUUAUAAUUAGUGCAGGCUUAUGGGGAAAUGAUUUCCUUAAAGAGUUGAAUCUUCCUCUAAUCAUCUAAAAGCAGUCAGUAGCAUGGUUCGAAAAUGAUGACUCUGAUAAAAAGUUAGGAUAACUUCCUUGUUAUUUAGUAGAAUAUGAAAAAGAUAAGCAAGUUUAUGGAUUUCCUAAUGCAUUAAAUACAGGAGUAAAAGUAGGACUACACAAAGAAGGCCCAACCUUUAAAAUUUCAGAUGAAAUUAAUUAUGAUUAAGACCCUGCCUUUUAUGAUAGAAUAAGACAAAAAAUAUCACCCUUUAUCCCUUCUAUUUCUCAGAGUAAAAUAGCUAAAUAAGCAGUCUGCUUUUAUACUCUCACUCCUGAUGGUCAUUUUAUUAUUGAUUUCCAUCCACAAAACGAUAACAUAGUUAUCCUAAGUCCAUGCAGCGGACAUGGAUUUAAGUUUUGUUCUGUAAUUGGUCAAAUGGCAGUUGAACUACUUUUAACUAAGUCUAAUCCAUACACUUACUUCAAAAUUUCAAGAUUUAAUCCUACUUAAAAGCUCUGA
Messenger RNA from Tetrahymena thermophila SB210, 1158 nucleotides. Its product is annotated as FAD-dependent oxidoreductase. The transcript has a single exon. The record is from RefSeq and is a predicted model, not a curated record. Gene Ontology annotation, molecular function: flavin adenine dinucleotide binding; sarcosine oxidase activity. Lineage: Eukaryota; Ciliophora; Oligohymenophorea; Hymenostomatida; Tetrahymenidae.